Fukomys damarensis (Damara mole-rat) is the source of this 1018-nucleotide messenger RNA. RefSeq lists its product as uncharacterized. NCBI's taxonomy places the organism in Eukaryota, Metazoa, Chordata, Mammalia, Rodentia, Bathyergidae. The coding region runs from base 45 to 971 and encodes 308 amino acids. The record is from RefSeq and is a predicted model, not a curated record. The transcript is spliced from 6 exons.
AGUCUGGCCCCGACGGCCGCUCCGCUACCAGCAGCGCCUCUCGGAUGGAGGUCCUGGAGGAGUUUGACAGCGAGUUCCCCCAUACCGUGACCUUCUGCCAGCUCAUCUCCGUAGCGGAAUUCAAGAGGCAGGCGACGACCUACACGGAAAGCGCGCUGCGCCGCCUCUUUCACACCCUGGACCGCGACCCCGUGCUGGCAGAGAGAGUGCUGCGCAAGAGCAAGCAGGCCGAGUGCGAGCGGCGCGGGCUCCUCUCCUUCCUCUGGGCAAAGUUCCUCAGUGCGGUCCAAGGGCCCCUGAACCUGUGCAACAGCAUGGGCGCGCAGGAGAUGGUCCAGCGCCUGAAGCAACUGAAGAGGAGCAUCCUCCGUGUGCACCUGUAUGCCCGGGGUGCCAAGAAAAAGAGAAGAAAAUUCAAACUGAAGAAACCAGAACCCAUCCUCCUACACGACCGGUCGACCUCUCCAUGUCUACCGCCAACUCUGCUGCCACCUCCUCCACUGCCAUCACUGCCACCACCUGUCACCAGCACGACCUCUGUCGCGGCCCUGUCACCCCCUGUCUACACCACACCCAGGGUCUUUGGCCCCUUCCCUCCGCUCCCUAGCAAGCCGGUCCGUGGGAAGAUGGAGAAAUUGGACAUCUCAAGGUCUGAAGUGAAACUGCACUGGAACGGUCUGUCAUCAAACCCAAAGAGCCACAUGAUUGAUCUGACCCCCUUGGUCCUCAAUCGCAGAGGCUUCCAUCUCUCCUACUUGCCUAGACACAGUCCACACAAGCUCCAUUGCUCCGGCUUCCCCUGGACCUCAGCCUGCAGUGGCUGCUCCAGCUCUGAAAAGACCGUGGUCUGUGCUGUGAACACGUCCUUCUUCACUCCGCCUGGCCUCCGCAAGUACCAGCCCGUUCCCAGACCCAAAGGCGACUCGGAGAAUGACAGUGCGGAGUCCAAGGCCCAUGAGAGGAGCCCAUGACCUCUCCUGCAGACCAGGGCCUAAGGAAUGAAUAAAGUUCUCCCGGA